AUGGAGAACACGCUCUUCUGGAUUGGUGGCAUGGGCAUAAGUGACUAUGUUCGUACUUCGAAGGGAUCUCUCAUUUCCUUCCAGUCCCUCACAGAUAUGUCGAUUUCUCAUGUCUCCAAACUUCUAGAGACACUGCUGGGGGGUGGAGCCAAGUACAUUGUGGUUCAAGGGCUACCACCAGUCGGGUGCCUCCCCAUAGCCAUUUCUUUGUGUCCACUCCAUAAGUUAGAUCGAAUGGGGUGUUCUGUGCCUGUGAAUGCAGCAAUAAUGUUCCACAACCAAAUUCUUCAGAAGAAGCUGCAAAAACUUCAGAAACAGUACCCUCAUUGUUCAAUCAUAUAUGCUGAUUACUGGAAUGCAUUCUUGACAAUAUUGACAAAUCUGAAAAAGUUCGGGUUUGAUGAGCCCUUGAAGGCAUGUUGUGGAGCCGGCGGAGGAAAUCUCAACUUCAACAUGGAGACAAUCUGUGGCUCGCCUGGCACAUCCACCUGCACGGACCCUAGUAAACACAUCAGCUGGGAUGGCAUCCAUCUCACAGAAGCCAUGAAUAAGCAACUAACUGAUCUCUUGCUCAACCAAGGAUUUUGUCAACCAUCGUUCAGCGACCUGAUUAAAAGUAAAAGUGGCAUAUAG
Ilex paraguariensis (yerba mate) is the source of this 633-nucleotide messenger RNA. The record is from the annotation of a GenBank genome assembly. NCBI's taxonomy places the organism in Eukaryota, Viridiplantae, Streptophyta, Magnoliopsida, Aquifoliales, Aquifoliaceae.